Adineta steineri is the source of this 369-nucleotide messenger RNA. The record is from the annotation of a GenBank genome assembly. Lineage: Eukaryota; Metazoa; Rotifera; Eurotatoria; Adinetida; Adinetidae.
AUGGUCCGACGUAUUGAAGGUACGAUUUUCUAUGACAAAAAUAAUGAAGUUCUCAAUGAUAAUCAUAAAAUUCUCAUUUAUCUUGAUGAUAUAACACUGACAGAUGUUGCGUCUCAAGAUGGUUCUUAUGUACGUAAAUUUCAUACAAUAUCAAAAAAAAUUUUGGAAAAUCAAGCUCGAACAUUUCCAAUUGAAUUUAUACUUGAAUAUGAUGAAAAAGAUAUUGAAAAAACAUCAAACUAUUCAAUACGCGUACGAAUUGUAGCUGAUGGUAAAACACGAUUUAUAACCAGCUCAAAUAAUCCUGUACUUACAAAAGGUUAUGGUGAUAUGGUUGAUAUUAAAGUGGAAAAAAUUGAUUUAAUGUAA